UAUCAAAACGGUUUCAGUGCGUGUUGUAAAAAAUUUCGAGAGGAGAGACUGAAUUUUUGAAAUUUCUUAGUAUUUCGAUGCAACACUUUGGUGAGCAGACUUCUAGGUUAAGUUAUUCCCCGGAUUACCAUGAUUACAAGGAAAAUGAUUUCGUGGAGAACGAACAGACGGAGGGAUCUGACGAAGAAAUUCAAGGAUGGGAUGUGUUUAAAAUUUUUCCACCAAAGUUGAAAACAGGGUCGAAGGCUGAUACAACGUUUUUCGAUGUCACGGCUCGAGUCACAAAAUUAUUGACAUACUUUGUUCUUUUCGCUCUGAUUUUGGGAGGUGGAAUAGUUGCUAAAAUGUCGAUAAUUUUUGCAGUUGCACAAAUAAAAAACGACACUCGGGUUGAUUUUUGCGAUUUCAACGAUGCUGUCGGAAAACCUUCCGGAAGAAAUUUUUCAGCUUCGGUGCCAGAAAAUUAUCGUGUUGAAUGGUACUGGUGCAUCGUCUUGGGAUUCGCCAGUUCCGAAAUAUUGGGAUUGAUAAACGGCAUUUAUUUGUCGCUAUUCAAAAAACAAGUCGUUCCACGCGCCGUCGAUAUUCUUAUCCUCCUCGUGAUCGAAACUUUUCAUACCGUUGGACUUGCUUUGUUGUUUUUUCUUGUGUUGCCGGAACUAAAUUCGAUUCAGACUGUCACUGUAAGCAGCACCACUUGCCUGAUCCCAGGAUUUCUGGCCAUACUCUUCCGCAACAGACAAAAUUACCCUCGUAGCAAAUCGAUCUUCUUAUUCGUCGGUGACAUUGUUGCAACUUUAUGCCAACUUUGUGGCAUCUUCAUCUGGUUACUUCCGGAUGCGAACGUAAAGAUGACGGAUUCGGCGCGAUACACGCUUCCGCUGGCGCUGCUGCUCGUUUCUUGUCGUUGGUGGGGGAACCAUGUCUCUGCACACAAUACUUUUGGUAUUUAUAAUCAUCCUUUCAAUUCUAUCCAAUCGAAUUAGCCGCAGAAUUUGUACGAUUAACUUUUAAGGGGGUGUCUGGAAUUAGAAUUGGCUAAAAUCUCAUUUAAAAAAAAUGGUUUUUGUAGAAGGGAAAUUUAAUUAAUUGGGGGUAUUGAAUUUUGGGGAUGGGUUUAUACAUAUUUGGCAAAUACAAAAUAAAUACUUCUGCGGAAAAUCGACGGGAAAGUACCAGCUCGUAAUUUUUUACGGAAAUAAAAAACCAGAAAAGAACUGACUUUAUUAUAAAUUUUUCUUCUGGGUUAGCUAAAAACAGGCAGAAAAAGAUGAUGUGAAAUCAAAAAUUUAGGCAGGUUCACAAAAAAAUUGUGUUAACAAAAAACCAACCUUAAGGUGCUAUAACAAUUAUUCAAAUAAUCUUUUUGACAAAGUUUUUCGGUUGACUCAGAAAAAAAUUAAAUACUGAAUAAAAAAAAAUGUU
Venturia canescens is the source of this 1425-nucleotide messenger RNA. RefSeq names its product chitin synthase chs-2-like. The coding region runs from base 78 to 986 and encodes 302 amino acids. The transcript is spliced from 4 exons. The record is from RefSeq and is a predicted model, not a curated record. NCBI's taxonomy places the organism in Eukaryota, Metazoa, Arthropoda, Insecta, Hymenoptera, Ichneumonidae.